AUGUCUCUGAGAACUAACAGGCCGGGUCGAGGGGAAUCAGAAGAUGAUUUGUUGAAAUUUCAAGAAGAAUUUUUGAAGUCAAAGAAAUCAGAUGAACAGUCUGUGCCAUCGGCUGCUUGUGUAUAUAAUGCUGAAGGGAAUGAAUCAGUUUUAAAGGGGAAAAGAAAAUCUGAACCUGUCAAUACAAAUAAAGAGUCAUCUGAUGAGCUCACUAAUGAUUCUACCAGAUCUAAAUUAAGAACAUUUGAAACAACAAAACCAAAGUCUAAGUAUAAAAAUGAGAGUCAACCAUUGUAUGAGGUUCCAGUUAAAGGUGAUCAAGAUUUAUUAAAUGAAAAAGGCGCCCCCUUGUCAACAUUCCUAACUCAAAUUGUGGAAAGAGACACCAGAAAUAUUAAUGUUGGUCUACCACAGCAGUCAGUCAAUCCCUUUCCUACUGUUUCUAAAAGAGACACAUCUUUCAAGAAAGAUGUUAGCAGUAAAAAAAGAAGUAUAUUUGCUCAGCAGUUACAGAAGAAUACAGAUAAACUAGAUAUAGAGAUGAAAGAUGUCAAUAGACCCAGAAAAAAGACAGGUUUUCAGCCAUCACAAAUCAUUAAGGGAUCAGGCCUAAGUGUAUCAUUUGCUGAAAAAGAACAGAAACAGAUCCAUGAAGAAAAUGCUGCGAAACUCGCUGAAAUGACAGAAGCUGAUAUUUUAGAAGAACAGAAGAAACUAAUGGGAAGUUUAGACCCCAAAAUGUUGUCUUUUCUAAGAAAGAAACCUAAGGAACCAGAAAGCCAGGUACUUCAGGAAAAUUUGAACGAAAAACAUAAAGUAAGCUUUGAUACACCCAAGGAAAAGAAAUUUAAUCAAGAUGAUUUACCAAUAAAGACAGAAGAAGAUUGGGUUGGAAUGGAUGAUAUAGAAUAUGAUAAAUUAGAAUGGAUGAAAGAAUUACCACCUAUCAAAACAGAUAGUGGCUUGGGUAAACAAGCUAGAUUUGAUUUAAAUGGUGACUUUAUACCAGCUGAUAAAGAUAUACCAUUAAAUCAAGGGUUACAUCACCAUGGUGAUGAACCACAGAGAGCAGGAUAUACAUUAGAAGAGUUGUUCCAUUUAUCUAGAAGUUCUAAUAUUCCACAAAGAUGUCUUGUUUUAAAUGUAUUGGCUAAAAUCAUAUUAAGAGCUAAACAAGGUUUAUAUGCUGAUAAUAUACAAACAUCUAUAUUACCUACUGUCUUACAAGCUGGUGUUGUAUUUUUAUUCCGCUGGGCGUUAGAUGAUAGUUCUGAAAGUGUUCAGAUGGCAGCUAUUAACACACUUUAUAGUCUAUUAUGUUGUCCACAUGAUGAGGUUGCGAUGGAAACAGUGUGCUGUUGGUAUCAGGGAUUGAUACAGCCAUGUUUACCUGGUGUAGAUCAAGAGAUAGAUGAUAGUGAUGAAGAAAAACCACAAGAAUCUGAUGAUGAAAUGGCUAGAAGAGAUUUAGUCUUGGCUCUAAUCAACAGAAUGAUGAUUUUACCUCGAUUAAAAUAUCUGUUGAUGGAGAAAAGGUUGUCAGCUCCAUCUUUAGUUCAGAUAUUACAGAUUUUUACAAGAUUAUCACAACAUUCUCAAUCAGCUGCUUAUCAGAUUCUUCAUUGUCCUGGUCUAAUGAAAUACAUAUUUUCAGAGUUUUUACCAACAACUUGGACACCCAUAGAAGAUGAGGUUCAGAUAAAGAUAGUUAGAGGUUAUCCUGUACCAGAAGCUUUAAAACUUAUUGUAUCGCUAUGUAAAAACGGAAAAAACAUGGCAGCCAUAUUGAUAUCAACUUAUAAUCUUCAAGAUAUUAUACAAAGAUAUAUAGCUAUACCACCAAAAGACUUACAAUUACCAGAAACUCUUAGUUAUAAUUUACAGAAACAAUGUUAUAUGUUAUACUUCAGAGACUUACAAUUACCAGAAACUAUAAGUUAUAACCUACAGAAACAAUGUUAUAUUAUAUGGAAAGUCUGUUUAUCUUAUGGUUUAAUGGAUGAACUUUAUUUAAAUAUGUAUUCAGUGAUAGUAGAGAAGAUAAGAAUAAUACAUCAGAAUAUUAUAAAUAAUAAAUAUAAUAACUAUAUGGUAAUAUCAACAUUAGAGUCUGUAUUACAUGUAGCAUCUAUAACUUUACCUCAUUCUAAAUUUAUCUCACAAGAAGAGGUAAUGGAAGUAGAAGAAGAAGAGAGUGGUAUAAAUGAACCCAUGAUUAAUUGGAGUAAUAUUACUGGUCUAUAUCAACCUAUAAUACAAUGUUUACAACAUACAUUACAAUAUAUUGGUAAUCACUAUCAAUUUCAGAGAGAAGAUUUAUCAAUGAUAACUUGUUUAACUAAUUAUAUAGCAGGUUAUUAUGAGAAAAUAAAACAUCAGGUUGGUUAUAAUGCAGUAGAAACAUUACAAACUAUAGAGAGGUUAUCUUCUGAUGUAUUGAUACCAUUUUGGAAGUCACUUGGUUUUCAUUCAAUAUUAUCAAAUAUCAGUCAGUAUUCCAACUUAUUAUCAGACAGUAUUAAACAUGAUGAGAGAACAGAAAGUUUACCAGAUUGUGGUGGUGGAUGUUUAACCAACAAUACAACUUUACCUAUAUUACAGUCCACUUCACCAUUUGGUUUUCUAACUUCUUAUCUUAGAUUGGUGUUGAUUUGUUGUAAAUUACAUAAAGGAAUGAUAGAUCAGAUGAUACCAAUGAUAGUUAAUAAUGAAGAUAUGAUAAGUUAUAUGAGAAAUAUCUGUCAAGUCAAAACAAGUACUUUACUCUUGAAUUAUUUUACAAGAUUUGAGAAUAUAUUUCAAUACCAACUUAUUAAACUAUCAUCUUUAAAGGAAUGUAAUGAAAUGAAAGUUUAUCACCAUGUUUCUCUACAACUACUAAUUAGAUUACAAUAUGGUGAUGAAUAUAUUAUACAUGAUUUAUUAUCAUUUAUUGUCUUUUCUUCACAAUAUUUAAGUGAAUACCGUACAACAGAUGAAAGUUUACAGUCCAUGGCCGAUCUGCAACUAACAGACGUUAAAAAAUUAAAGAGUGCCACUCAAGAGGAGGUUACUCUUGUGACUAAACAAUUGAUAGAAACAGCAAGAAAUAAUCUGUUAUCUGGAAGCAUAAGAAAUGUGUAUCUCACAUUAUUUAGUGGAAAAGAGAAAGUUAGUGCUAAAUCAAGAGCCAGAUUUGGUAAUAAUCCAACUCAGAUAGAUAAUUUGGUUACCAAUAAAAUAGACAAUAUACUACCACAAGACUGGAUGUUCUUACCCCUGGUAGAAUUAUAUAACCAGUCUUCACUCAAGGGAUCUCACUUUCAAGAUCAUAUGCCAGUAGAGAAUAUUAGAAUGGUAUCUACUGUAUUACAAUGGAUCUAUUUAUUAGAAUGUGAGAGGCUAGAAAUAUUAAGAUCUAUCACUAUUAGUAUCAAAUUAUCCAGAAUAAUGUGUGUCUUUCUGGCAGGCAACGAUUUAUUUCUGGAGAGAUGUAUAAGAAGCUAUUUAGCAGCUUUAUUGAGAGAAUAUAGUAAACCUGUCUUAUUACAACAAAUAGAUUUCACUCUAGCAAUACCUGGCUUACUUUCUUUUUAUGAUUUAUAUCAGUCAUUAUUAGAACAGUAUGGAGCAGUAUCAUUUGGUGAUUCAGUGUUCUGUAGUUAUAUAUUAAUACCAUUACAACAACAUCACUCUAUAAACUAUAGACAAUCAUUAUGGAGUGAACAUCUAGAUGCUCUCAGAGCAGUAAUAAUAUCAACUGAUGAGUUGUUAUUGCCUAUAGAGAGAUUUUUAGAACCAGAUGAAAGUGACAUUAGUCUAAUACAGAUAUAUUGGGUUCAACUAACACAACUGAUACAACCAGUUAGAAACCCCUUGUUAUAUCUUAUAGCUGUACAUCAUAUUAAUAGAUUUCUAUAUUAUACACAAGACCACCAACAUCAAACAUUCAGACACACGUUAUGGUCCUGGGUUAAAGGAUUAAAAUCUGAGUCGUUGAAGAAAGCUGUGAUAUUUUAUAAGAAAUAUAAUCAAGAUUGUGAAUACUCUAUGGAAAUUUAUACAGAUUUACCAUCCAAUAGACAAUUAGUUUAUAAUGAGUAUAUCAACAAUUAG
Molecule: messenger RNA, 4095 nt
Organism: Lottia gigantea (owl limpet)
Lineage: Eukaryota; Metazoa; Mollusca; Gastropoda; Lottiidae
Exons: 30
Coding region: 1-4095 (1364 amino acids)
Biological process (GO): transcription by RNA polymerase II
Cellular component (GO): nucleus
Source: RefSeq, a predicted model, not a curated record